Carassius carassius (crucian carp) is the source of this 3211-nucleotide messenger RNA. Its product is annotated as citrate synthase, mitochondrial-like. The transcript is spliced from 11 exons. Lineage: Eukaryota; Metazoa; Chordata; Actinopteri; Cypriniformes; Cyprinidae. The record is from RefSeq and is a predicted model, not a curated record. Gene Ontology annotation, cellular component: mitochondrial matrix. Gene Ontology annotation, biological process: tricarboxylic acid cycle; carbohydrate metabolic process; citrate metabolic process. Bases 110 to 1516 code for a protein of 468 amino acids.
GCCCGACUCCCUUUUCAACCUUCACUGCGAGCGCGGUAACGAGAGGGGCACCUUCAAGCAGGGGUCGAUAAAGAACCACUUGUAAAAUUUAUACACACAUACAAGAACAAUGUCCUUCCUUUCUAUCAGCAGACUAGCUCCAAGACUCCUCAGUUCAAAGAAUGCAGCAUGUGUUGUUGUGGCUGCCAGAAAUGCCAGCGCAUCCACGAAUUUGAAAGACGUCCUGGCAGACCUCAUCCCUAAAGAACAGAGCAGGAUCAAGAACUUCAGACAGCAGCAUGGCAAAACCACAAUUGGUCAGAUCACAGUGGACAUGGUUUAUGGAGGAAUGAGAGGCAUGAAGGGUCUAGUAUACGAGACAUCUGUGCUCGACCCCGAUGAGGGCAUCCGUUUCCGUGGUUACAGCAUUCCAGAGUGUCAGCAGCUGUUGCCCAAGGCUCCUGAUGGAGAAGAGCCGCUGCCAGAGGGUCUGUUCUGGCUGCUGAUCACAGGACAGGUGCCCACUGAGGAGCAGGUGACUUGGUUGUCUAAGGAGUGGGCUAAGCGUGCGGCCCUUCCCUCUCACGUGGUCACCAUGCUGGACAACUUCCCCACCAACCUGCACCCCAUGUCUCAGUUCAGUGCUGCCGUCACGGCUCUGAACAGCGAGAGCAGUUUCGCUCGGGCGUACUCUGAGGGAGUUAACAAGGCCAAGUACUGGGAGUUUGUGUAUGAGGACUCCAUGGACUUGAUUGCCAAGCUCCCCUGUGUGGCGGCCAAGAUCUACCGUAAUUUGUACCGUGAAGGCAGCAGCAUCGGAGCCAUCGACUCCAACCUGGACUGGUCACACAACUUCACCAACAUGCUGGGCUACAGCGAUCCACAGUUCACAGAACUCAUGAGGCUCUACCUCACCAUCCACAGUGACCAUGAGGGUGGAAAUGUCAGCGCUCACACUAGUCACCUGGUUGGCAGUGCCCUGUCCGACCCCUACCUCUCCUUCAGCGCAGCUAUGAAUGGUCUGGCUGGACCUCUUCACGGACUGGCCAAUCAGGAGGUGCUGGUAUGGCUGACAGCCCUACAGAAGGAGCUCGGUGGUGAGGUGUCAGAUGAGAAAAUGAGAGAUUACAUUUGGAACACGCUCAAAUCAGGAAGAGUGGUGCCAGGCUACGGCCACGCUGUACUGAGGAAGACAGAUCCUCGCUAUACCUGUCAGCGUGAGUUUGCCCUCAAGCACCUUCCCAACGACCCCAUGUUCAAGCUGGUAGCUCAACUCUAUAAGAUUGUACCCAACGUGCUUCUGGAGCAGGGCAAGGCUAAGAACCCCUGGCCCAAUGUAGAUGCCCACAGCGGAGUCCUUUUGCAAUAUUAUGGCAUGACUGAGAUGAACUAUUACACUGUGUUGUUUGGCGUGUCCCGAGCUUUGGGUGUCCUCUCCCAGCUGGUGUGGAGCAGAGCCCUUGGCUUCCCUCUGGAGCGUCCCAAGUCCAUGAGCACAGACGGACUCAUGGAUCUAGUUGGGACCAAAUCAGGCUAGAGAGGGAGAGACCAUGCCAGCGAAGUGGGGACAGGAAAGGGAGGAACUUAAACAAUUAGAAACAAGCCCCUGGACUAAGGGAUUUAGAGAGACAGUACACUUUUAAAUUUCAUCUAAAAAGGCCUUUGUUAUUAAUAUAACAUCAAGAUUACAGAUCCCAUUUACACGUUUAUUAGUCUUUCUUACCCAAAAUGCACGUGUAGAAGCAUUACACAGUCAUUGCUUGCGGUCGCUCCUUUUAAGUUUUCCCGCAGAUUUUCCCGACCGUAUAACGCAGCUAUGGAUGUAGCGAGGUGGUUUGAUGGAGAAGGCACAGCCGAGAGCGAUACGUCUUUCCAGAAACCACCUCUCUCCUUAUUUAAACUAAUAAUGUCUAUUAAAUACUAGUUCAGAAGAGUUAAUUCACCUAGUAUGUAAAUAAAGCCUUUAUUCUCAGCUCUCAUAACAAUUAUUUCAGUUUUUGCCUUGUAUUUUUACUCUCCUGAGAUCAGAUGUUCCACUUGAGCCUCUGUUUGUAGGAGGAAAUGAAAUGUCAACACCCUGCUCUUGAGCCUCCGAGUGAAAUUUGACUAGGCGUCCCUCUAGCAAACAUCAUGUUUCUUCUUUUAAGAGCACUCCAUGUUGGCAAUACAGUCCUCUCUCAAUAGAACUGAUUCUAUGAGUUCAGUUCAACUUGGGAAGCUUGUAUAUUUGUUUAAAUGGGUACUGCCCCUUUAGGUUAUCUCUCAUAUUGCUCUCUGACUUCAACCAAUUGUCUUCAUUUUCCUGUGUGUUGUUUGGAAGCACGUGUGGUGCCCUCUUUAUUUAAAAUGACCUGGCAUUCUGAAUUUCAUCAGCGGAUAUAUUGGCUUUAAUUUGUUAAAGAUUUGUGUCAUUCACACAAGUAAGUCUAGUCGCAGGUGAUGCGUGUAUCAACUUGAGAGCAAGUCAAAUUUGUGGCGUUUAUUUGUACGUUCAUCCAAGAGCCCUCAAAAUCUACUUCUUUUUACCUGUUUAGAGUUAGUGUCUCCCCCCCCCCCCCCCCCCGGUGUUUUGAAGAAUGAUGUAUUGUAUCAAGAGAAAAACUAUCAUUUUGUGUAGGUAUACAUAAGCUGUGGUUUUAUUUAUUCAUGUAAAUAUAGCUUGAAUGUAUGAACUGCAUAUCAAAACAGUCUCCAUCUCUGUUAGUCAAACCACUUAUCUGUGAUGACUCGCUUAACCCUUUAUUUUUAGUAUACUGUACCUUUAAUAUAAUUUAAAACAUGACUUGUACAUAACAUGUACUGCACACUGGUCCUGCUAUCUUGCAUGCUUGCUUUCAGGUUGUUGUUGUUGUUUUAUUGACAAUCUAGCAGCUAUUUUAGCUAGUCAGUCCAUAAGCACUCCAUUAACUCAAUGGCACUUUUCCCCCACUCAUCAUUUCCUACUCGUCUAAUAGCGUGAGAGUAACUGUCCAGGUUUCCAUGCCCUUUUCCAAUGUGACUGUUUUCAUCAUGAUGUACAUGAUUGGCUUAUGCUCUGUAGGGUUCAUUUAAAUAACGAGGAAUGUGAAUAUGGAGAUGAUUGGUUGAAGUCGGAUUGACCUGGGGAAAUGGGGAGGGGAACGAGAACAAGGGAAAUGACUCUGGAUUGAUUGGGAAAAAGAAGCUUAGGCGAACAAAACCGAAAAUGGGAACACUUGACAAAAAAGGAAAACCAAUAAAUGUUUUUAACAAA